Messenger RNA from Frankliniella occidentalis (western flower thrips), 9273 nucleotides. RefSeq names its product endoribonuclease Dcr-1 (gene Dcr-1). The record is from RefSeq and is a predicted model, not a curated record. Gene Ontology annotation, cellular component: cytoplasm; RISC complex; nucleus. Gene Ontology annotation, molecular function: protein binding; ribonuclease III activity; RNA binding. Gene Ontology annotation, biological process: rRNA processing; siRNA processing; pre-miRNA processing. Bases 277 to 6567 code for a protein of 2096 amino acids. The transcript is spliced from 33 exons. NCBI's taxonomy places the organism in Eukaryota, Metazoa, Arthropoda, Insecta, Thysanoptera, Thripidae.
GACUCCCCAGUAAAUUGGAGAGAAUGCUUCUUUAAAAUAUCCUGUCUUGGAACUGAGGGUUGGUGCACAUGCUGCACAGCCUUCUGUCAACUCACAAUCAGCUGUACAACAACCCAGAUCCAAAAUUAAUGCCUUUUUUACGGCUCUUCUGCCGUAUUUGCAAAUUGUGAUAUAUUUUCAUUUUCAACUUAAAGUAAAGGUUGACCAAUCUCGACUUCUGUGCGUCUUGGCUCGCAGCGGAGAAGCGGCGGUGACCUGCAGAAUAUCGUAAAUCUCAUGGCUUACCAUUUCAAUGACAAUGUCUGCACCAAAUCAUUCACUCCCCGGGAGUACCAGGUGGAACUACUCGAUAAUGCUCGAGAUCACAAUAUCAUUAUAUGCCUUGGGACCGGGACCGCCAAAAUAUUUAUCACAUCAAAACUCAUUGUUGAAUCUGCAAUUGAAGUGCGCAAAUAUAAAAAGUACACAAUUUAUUUGGCGCACAGUGCAAAUGUUGUUUCUUACAUGGCAACUUAUUUAGAAUAUCUCACAGACCUCUCUGUUCAGGGGUUUACUGAAUGGGACCCUAAGAAUUUUCAGAAACUUCAAACUAAUAAGCAGGUUCUGGUGAUGACGCCCGACAUUUGUAUGAACGCUUUAAAUGAAGGUUUUGUGAACCUCAGUUGUGUCAACCUGCUCAUAAUUGAUCAGUGUCAGCUUGUGAUGAAUGUCAAUAAUCCAUUACAGCAAUUAAUGAAAAUAUAUGGAUCAUUGAAUGGAUUCAAGCCUCGGCUGUUGGGGCUCACUCCAGCCCUUUUCAGUUCAGGCUGUGACCCAAGUAGGCUUGAGUGGGCUCUUAAUCAACUUGAAACAGCUCUACACUCUUCUGUGGAAACAGCCAGUGAAAUAGUCUCAUUAUUAAGAUUUAGCACGCACCCCACUGAACGAGUCUUGGAAUGUGCUAUUCAUGAACCUGGGGACAUAGAUAACAAUCUUUACCAACAAAUUGAAGAAGCUCUUACUUUUCUAAAUGACCAUCGUUAUGAUCCAUUUGAAAUAUAUGAUGAAGAAUAUAGAGAAGACCUUCAGGGUAUACCUGAUCCCAAGAUUGAUCCAUUAAACAUAAUGAAUGAAUUCUUAGACAUUCUAAGAACAUUGGGACCCUACUGUGCUGACCGAGCAGCUCUGAUAUUCCUAGUCCAAAUUGAAAAGCUAAAGAUAAAGACUCCAUAUGAACGACACUAUCUUCUAUUGUGUAUGGUUUCCUCAGUGAUGAUCAAAAUCAGGGCAAUUUGUGAGUAUGAAUUUCAGCAAUACGAUGAUAAAGAAAAGAUUUAUAAAUUCUGCUCGCCAAAAGUUUUGAGACUUUUAGAAGUUUUGAAACAAUUUAAACCAACACAAGCAGAUUGUGAAGAUUCUGCCGAAAGCACCUCUCAAAGAAGCAACCCUCUAAAAGCAAUUGAGGGGAGGCCUAGUGAUGAGAAAGGUUCUGCAAAUCCUCAGAACUCACCUACUCCGGCAGAAACCCCUACAGAAGAGAAAGCAGCAGAGGAACAAACUAAAUCAGCAGAAGUAGCCAAGGAGGAACAGGCAGAAAUUCAUCUACCUCCGAGGCAGCCUCUCAAAGCUGUGGGGAGAUCAUCUAGAGGUAGAGGAAGGGGAAGAGCUGGCAGAUAUCAGCGCAAAGGAAACACUGAUGGACCUCGUAGGGGACCAUUUGAUCCUCUUGACCCAGACAUCCUGUGUGGUGUAAUUUUUGUUCGGAGUCACCUCACUGCCAAAAUCCUUUUCUAUCUUUUAAAUGAGGUUCGCAGACAUGAUGAGAAAUUAAAUUAUCUUGGAGUCCAGUACACUGUAGAGAAAACAGCUGACCCUGUGACUGAACCAAGAGAUGCAGAACAGGAGCACCGCAAGCAAGAGGAAGUAUUAAAAAGAUUCCGAAUGCAUGAGUGUAAUUUACUCAUAGCUACAUCAGUUUUGGAGGAAGGAAUAGAACUUCCACGAUGUAAUCUAGUUGUGCGGUUUGAUGAACCUCAGUCAUACAGAUCAUAUGUACAUUGCAAAGGGCGUGCCAGAGCCGCUGAUGCUCACUUCAUUUUGCUGAUAGAGAAGAGGCAUUCCUCUGCAUUUAUACGUCAGCUUGCUGAAUAUUUGACUAUUGAGCAGGUACUGUUAAAGAAAUGUGCGAAUCGUGAGGGCUCGGAGGAGGAAGAGAAAGAGGCAGAUCUCUAUAACUCCUUUGUGAAACCUUACUCUCCAACUGGAUCAACAGAUAAGAGUUCUUGUGCUUCUCUCUCUAAUGCCAUUGCACUGGUCAAUCGCUACUGUGCCAAGUUACCAAGUGAUACCUUCACAAAAUUGACCCCUCUCUAUUCUAUGCAACAAUCUAUGGCUGAUGAUGGGACCAAAUUGUACACUUGCACAUUACGACUGCCUAUUAAUUCCCCUGUAAAGCAGAACAUUAAGGGUCCUCCUGUACCAAACCCUAUUCUGGCCCAACGGCUUGCAGCUAUCGAGACAGUGCGGAUAUUACACGUGUCACGGGAACUUGAUGACAAUCUCAUGCCUAUUGGGAAAGAAAGCUUUCGUCUUACUAAUGACGAAGCCAAUGGUGGCAUAGUUCUAGAACCGGAUGAAAUUGAAGAGGCCUCAAUCCCAUGGGAUUCAAAUGAACCCCGCCCAGGAACAACCAAGCGUCGACAAUAUUAUUAUAAACGGGUUGCAGAGGCCCUCACUGACUGCAGGCCUGUGGCUGGUUCAAAAGCCCUACUUUACCAUGUAAGCAUGAUUCUUACUUGUCCUCUACCAGACGAACAAAAUACAAGAGGCCGUUCUAUAUAUGCUCCUGAGGAUAGCGCGCAAGGAUUUGGAAUACUAACUUUGAAACCCAUCCCAAAGGUCUGCCCCUUUCCCAUAUUUACUCGAUCUGGAGAGGUAUCAGUCAGCCUGGAGCUCAAUCCUGACCCAGUUGAAUUAACUGAGAUUCAUGUUGAAAAAAUUGUUACCUUUUUGAAUUACACCUUUACCAAUGUCUUACGUCUACAAAAGUACUUGAUGAUGUUUGAUCCACAUGCUGCUGAAAACAGUUACUUCAUUGUUCCAACAAGGAAAGAACUACAGGACUCAGCAGCUGUAGUUGAUUGGGAGUUUUUAGACCGCAUUUAUGAUAAAAGGAACUUAAGUCCUAAGCCAGUUGCUGAAUGUGAACGCAAAGAUUUUAAGUUUGAUGCAUGCAAGUAUCAAGAUGCAGUUGUGAUGCCUUGGUAUCGGAAUCAGGAUCAACCACAGUACUUUUAUGUGGCCGAAAUAUGCUACCAGCUGAGUCCUAAGUCCUCAUUCCCAAGUUCUGAAAACUAUAAAUCAUUUGAGGAUUAUUACUUUAAAAAAUACAGUCUAAAUAUCCAGAAUCGAGAGCAGCCAUUGUUGGAUGUUGAUCAUACAUCAGCAAGGUUAAAUUUCUUGACUCCUAGGUAUGUGAAUAGGAAGGGUGUUGCCUUGCCAACAAGCAGUGAAGAAACCAAACGAGCUAAGCGUGAGAAUUUGGAGCAGAAACAAAUUUUAGUUCCUGAAUUGUGUACAGUUCACCCAUUUCCUGCAUCACUCUGGCGUAAAGCUGUGUGUCUGCCUUGUAUAUUGUACAGAAUUAAUGCUCUUCUUUUGGCUGAUCAACUGCGACGUGUUGUAGCAACCAGCAUUGGUUUGGGCUCUCUCGAGUUGCCUCAAGACUUUUACUGGAAGCCUUUAAACUUUGGCUGGACUCUAGCAGAUGUCUUAAAACGCUCACGGGAGGUUAAAGCAAAAGAAGAAUCUCUUAAAGACAAAGACACUGACACAGAAAAUAGUCAGGAGUGCCCAGUGAAGUCUCCUCCAGAUGCUGAAAUUGCCAAUGAAAAGCUUCCACAGCCCAAUAGAGUACCCUCUGAAGGGACUGAAGAUAAAAAGAAGACAGACAGCCCUUGGAUUGAUAUAGGAACUUGGUCCAAUGAGAUGGCUGCACACCCUGCCCCUGGCCCUGACCCAGACAUCGACUUUUUCGACCCCAAUGCAGCCUUGCCUGGAAAUGUGACAAUGCUACCAAAUAUUCCAGACAUGGGAGGUGGCUGGGGUUCUGGAGGUGGUCCUACAGGAGCUGCACCAGGCACAGGCUGGGGCUCGCCCACCUCGCACCAGGCGGAGCCUGGCACUGGCGGUGGUCUGCGCAGCGGCCCGCGCCAUCCUGGGGCUGGAGGUCCUUCCGCCUCACCCUGGGGGGUAGGUCCUGGUAGGGCAACCUCCGCCAACUUCCAGCCGGAGCCCUGUGCCGCACCGGACUCUGACUCCUACAGCGACCUGACGGACGACGAUGACGAGGAGGAGGAGGACAGCGGCUCAGACUGCGGUGCGGGUGGCGGCGGGCUGCGCAUCGAGUACAAGCCGGACAACACCGCCGAGGCGGUGGAGGACGCCGGCAAGGAGGGCGGCUCGAGGCUGUCCGUGUUCCAGGCACCCAUGGAGCCUCCUUGGGACUGGUACAGAAGCCGGGAACCCGACAGACAGGAGGUCUGUUGUGGCUUUGAGGAGAGCAUUAAAAUCAAUACUCAAGUCAUCCAAACAGAUGGGCGCCUUAUUUUGAGUGAUAAUCCAUAUAUUCUGGUGAGAGCUCCCGGUGACCAGGCUGCUAUUAUACAAUCUGAUGUAGAUGAAACCAAGCUGAGGGCAUUGAAGUACAUUUCAGAGUUCAACAAUAAUAGGAGUGACAAUAACCCUAUAUGUAGUUCUGGCUCUUCAGCUGUUGCUGAAAGAGCUCAAAAUAUGCCAUCUUUGUCUGAAGAUGACCUUGGUUUCAAGUUUAGUUUUGAUGCUCAGCCUGACCUGGAUGGACACCCUGGACCUUCUCCUGCCAUUAUUCUGCAAGCUCUCACCAUGUCCAAUGCGAAUGAUGGAAUUAACUUGGAGCGGCUUGAAACCAUAGGAGACUCGUUUUUAAAGUAUGCCAUUACAACCUUCUUGUAUUGUACUUAUGAUUGUAUCCAUGAAGGGAAACUGAGCCACCUACGGUCAAAGCAGGUCAGCAACUUAAACUUAUAUCGGUUAGGAAGGCGGAAAGUGUUUGGAGAGAGUAUGAUUGCCACAAAAUUUGAACCUCAUGACAACUGGUUGCCACCAUGUUACUAUGUACCGAGAGAUUUGGAGAAGGCCCUCAUCCAAGCGGGAUUGCCUGCAUGCCAUUGGAAUUCAGCUGACCUACCUUCAUUACGGAACUUGACCUUAGAGGAAAUUCAAGAAAAAGUGAAUGAAAGGAAGGAAACUCUAAAACUUGCCAAUAUCAGUGCAGAGACAGACUCUGAUGAUGAUGAUGUCCCCCUAUCUGCCGCUCUGCAGCACAAGAAACUUGUUCAAUUCCAGCAGCAGCAGCAGUUGAAGCUUUUGCAACAGCAAAAAGAGAUUGAGAAGAAUCUGAAGGCAAUAGAAGGGGAGGCUGGUGAAGAACAAAAAGAGUUAAACACUGAUAAUACACCUUCAGACACAGACCCUCUUGUGCUUCUGGACUCCAUGCCGUGCUUCAUUCCGUACAAUCUCAUUACUCAGCACAGCAUACCAGACAAGAGUAUAGCUGACUGUGUGGAAGCACUUAUCGGUGCUUAUCUCAUUUCAUGUGGUCCCCGAGGGGCUCUGCUAUUCAUGGCAUGGCUGGGAAUAAAGGUGUUGCCUCAAGAGGAAUUGUCCGGAUUGGAUGGCAAUGUUAAGAUUCAGUAUGGUUCCCUCCAACCUCCUAAUUCUCCUCUUCUGAGACAUGUGACAAAUCCAGAAGGCCAGCUUGAAAUUCUAUUGGAUGGUUUUGAGAAGUUUGAGCAGAAAAUUCAUUACAGGUUCAAAGACAGAAGCUACCUCUUGCAAGCUCUUACACAUGCAUCAUAUUCACCAAACCAAUUAACAGACUGUUACCAACGUCUUGAAUUUCUUGGAGAUGCUGUUCUGGACUAUCUUAUCACUAGACACCUGUAUGAGGAUUGGCGACAACAUUCACCUGGUGCUCUCACUGAUCUACGCUCAGCCCUUGUUAACAACACAAUAUUUGCAUCACUUGCUGUGAAAUUUGGCUUCCACCAAUUCUUUCGCCAUCUAUCCCCUGGGUUAAAUGAGGUUAUUGAUAGGUUUGUCAGAAUACAGGAGGAAAAUGGACAUGCAAUAAGUGAAGAGUACUACUUGAUUGAGGAAGAAGAAUGUGAAGAGGCAGAAGAUGUAGAGGUCCCAAAAGCCCUAGGUGAUGUCUUUGAGUCAGUGGCUGGAGCAAUUUUCUUGGAUAGUGGAAUGUCCUUGGAUGCUGUUUGGAGAGUGUACUAUCGUAUGAUGCGCCCAGAAAUUGAACAAUUUAGUACUAAUGUUCCAAAAUCUCCUAUUCGGGAGCUACUUGAAAUGGAACCAGAAACAGCUAAAUUUGGCAAACCAGAAAAAUUAGCUGACGGACGCAGAGUGCGUGUCACAGUGGAGGUGUUUAGUAAAGGUACUUUCAAAGGUAUUGGAAGAAACUAUCGGAUUGCCAAAUGUACUGCUGCUAAAUGUGCUCUGAAGCAACUAAAGAAACGAGAGAUGAUGCGUAGUAAGUAAGCGUGCAGUUUAGUGUUACCCAUGCGCAUGCAAUAUCAGAGCACAUCAAAUAUGCAUGUGUUCUUUUAAAAUUUCUGAAUUUCAUUUGUGAAUUUGGUCUUAAGUGUUUUACAAUUUGUUUGGGAAUUUGUAUGGUGGUAUAUUUGAUGUCUAUUUUUUGUCAGUGUGAGAGUUAAGGUGAAUUAUAAAAUUAUGUUCAGCUAUUUUUUAAUGUCUCUAUUGGCUUAAUGAAAGGUACCAGUGUGUAGUGAUGUUGCCCAAUCAAUUUUUCAGUUACCUCUGAUUUUAAUGCACAUGAAUUUGCCAAGAAAGCGUAGCCAUUUUUUCCCCUUUUCUUUUUAUUAUCCUGUAUCUAACGCUUUUUGUUCUCAAUUGAGAAAUUAAUUCUAUUUUGUUGUUCUUUUUGCAUAAAUACUUUUGGACUGUUUUAAAAAUUUGAUGAAUCAUGUAUAGGACAAGUGUUAUAAUAUAUUGUGUUUGUAUUAAUGUACAUUCUUAGGUAUAAGUUAGUCUUCACAUAUUAUGCAACAUUUAGGGCCUCAUUCUAUUAUCAUUAUUAUCACUACUAUUGUGAUCUUAAGUUUAAAGCCUUGAUAUUGGUUGCUAUGGUCCAAAGUAAAGGUGAUUCUGUCAAGAUAUUUUCUUAAAAUGUGUUUGUUACCAAUUUAUACCAGGUAACAUACCCAUUUUCAGAUAUUUCAGAUGCAUCAAAUCAGUCAUGAACUACUUGCAGUUAAUGUCACAUGCCAUUCAACUAAUAUACACUUAAGCAUUGUAUGCGUAUUCUGUGAUAUUUAAUGUGAAUUUGUAUGUUUGUGAAGAUUCAUGGUCUUUACUGUUUGGAAAUCAAAACUUACCUAAAGAACAUUCUAACCUUCAGAAACAUAAUGAUAAUCUGUAAUUUAUGAAGCAAUGAAUGAAUGUAUUUGUGUAAUCAAUAUGGCUGGUGUUUCAGAACACUGCCGCUGUAACUUUUUAGGUAUUCCUAAUUAUUAAAUUUGUUUAUAAUCUGUAAUUUCAAAUCUCCAAGGUAAAGAAUAGUAAUGGCUGCAUCCUUCUGCAAUAUGUUUAGACUUAAUGUAUUCACCUGAAUAUAAAACCCCCUUUUCCGCCCUGAAAAAUCGUCUCUGAAGUAAGGUGGGUCCUUAUAUGCCCAGCUAACCUUUUCCACAUUGAACCUAUUUUGUCCCCCUGAAUUUGGGUCCUCAAAAGUAUGGGGUUCUUAUACGUGGGGAGGGGGUCUUACAAUCAGGUGAAUAUGGUAGGGUCAUCUACUGCUGGAAAGAUUUCAUAUUCAGAGUGUCCUUGUAGUUUGUAUUCCUAGGAUAUCCAUCCUGUGGGGGAGCGUGUGUUUUCGCCAUGCUGUAAGAUAGAAUAGUCUGCCCAGAGAUCCCGCUUUUUGUCUUGUUCUGUGAUUGAGUACCCUCCUCAAGUGUUUACACUUUUUUUUUUUUCAUUUUUGUUCUUGUGUACUUGUACUCAUUUUAAUCUUGGUAUGGGGAUUUAUUGCUAGAGUUGGAGUUGUUUGCUGAGGUAUUUUUGGUGUCCUUCUUUUAGAGAUAUCCUACAUAUGAUUGCAAGAAUUAUGGAAAAAGUUUUUCAGCAAAGAACUGCUCUGGGAGUGGCCAAAUAUGCCAGUUUAACAGUUAUCACUGAUGAUAUAGCCUUACUGUCACAACCUCCAGCUUUACAGCUAAACCCGCUUAUAACGUACAGUUUCGAAGGAACGGCCGGGAGCUAUGAUGUGUCGGGUUUUAAGUUGUAAGCGGGAUUUUUAAUGAUCACGUAACAUUACAUCCGGGUUCAUGUUAAAAGCUGGUUUGACAUACUAACUGAGCAGUCAUCCACUAACAUCAUUGAAAUUGCAUACCAUGUGGGAGAACUACUAUGCAACAGAAUAAGUGUUUGAUUUCAAAUUGAUGUUGCUCAAUUACACUUAAUAAGUUAAGUUGAGUAAUUUUUUUCUGGGUUAGUUUUUCCCAUACACAUGAUUUUAUUUAAGAGCUAUUGCAAUACCUUUGUGUCUUUUGAAAAUGUUGGGAUUUUUCAUGUCAUUUAUCUUGCUUUACCAAGUUUGUUUUAUUUGGGAAUUCAAUAAGUGACCUUAUUUUCUGGCAAACAAGUGAAAAUUAAGUCACCCAAUAUUUGUAUAUUGUUUUUCUUGCUCUUUGUUUUCUUCUCUUUGUGCUGGUUGUGUUUGCUUUUAGCUCAUCUGUCACUGUACAUCACUUUUACAUAAAAUUUGUUCUCAUCCAAAGUUGAGAAUGAGACUACCAACCUUGUAGUACUUCUAAACUAUCAGGUUGUGAAAAAGAGGAUAUCUUAAUCAUUGUACCUCAAUUUUUUAUACUGCUACCAUGAUUGUUGUUUGAUUCAUAUUUUAGAGAAAAUUUUAGACACACAUGAUCCUGACUCAUCCUGAGGGGGCGCCCCGUUUGUCCGAAGCCCGUUUGUCCGAAGUGAAAUAAUCUAUUUUAGUAAAUAAAAUAACUAAAGUAGUUAGUUACAUUAUGUUAUUUCAUUUAGUGGCAGUUGUUGAAAUAAGAGCUAAAACAGGUACAGAUACCAUCAAGAGGGCAAACGAGGUGCCCAACAGCAGUUCCGGACCCGGAAAAGGGUAAGUGAAAUAACUUACGCUAUUUCACUAACUUAACUAAGUUAAUUAACUUAUAUUUGAAUUAGUCUUGGUUCGCGCCACGCCGUCGA